Heterocephalus glaber (naked mole-rat) is the source of this 3195-nucleotide messenger RNA. NCBI's taxonomy places the organism in Eukaryota, Metazoa, Chordata, Mammalia, Rodentia, Bathyergidae. The record is from RefSeq and is a predicted model, not a curated record.
AUUUGUCAUCCUCCUGCCUCAGCCUCUCAGUGCAGGGAUUACAGGUGUGCACCACUGCAGCAGACAACAUCUGUGGGCCGCUUAGAGAGUGUUUCAUACACUGCGCUCGUCCACGUAAUGUAAGACUCUGAUGAGUCUGGAGGUGGCACAGUGAACAUCUACGUCAAGUUCCAAGAAAAAAGGCCUGCAAAAAAUGUUUUGCACAUUUCAGAUCACUUGUGACACAUUUUAAAAAUCCAGUCUCAUUUCGAAUAAAAGGGAUACAGUUCAUUCCACCGAUGCAGCAUGAAAAGAGUGCAAACAGCUCACGUCAGUUAGAAUCGUCGAACCAAAGAGUAAACAGACUUGAUCCAUACACCUGUCCGCCACCGCAGCCGCAGCAGCAGCAGCAACAGAAUCCUGCUCAAGAUGGCCCUGCUUCAGAUGCCAGCCGUGCGACUGAGGAGCCACCUUUGCCCAGAGGCGGCACGGCAGGAAGUAGCCUGAAACCCAGUGCAGUGCUUCGGGAGAAAGCCAAGGGAGUUCACGGAAGGGACCCUCGUUUCCGCUCCUAAGGGGCACAAGGUGAGUGGACUAGAAGCAGAGGUCUUCCGGACCUCGCCCAGGGGCAGAGCUGGAAGCAGUCACUGGCUCACCCUCGCCGAAGCCCACAAACUUCGCACCUCCACAGGUCAGCACGCGGGGACCCCACGGCCUGCUCCCUGCACAGCUGGGUGUGGGCCUCACGCAUGCAAUGCCCAGUCAGGUUGGGGGUGCUGAGAACAGGCCAGGCCUGGGUGCCAGCUGCCUGUGUGUUUUGCUGUUUGUUUGUAAGUGUGUGAGGGGUGUGGAACCCAGGCCUUUGGCCUGAACAACAUCUCCAGCUCUUUUUGCUUUGAGACAAAGUUACCCUGAGUUGCCGGAGCAGAGCUGGAAAUUGUGGUCGUCCUGCCCGAGCUUCCCUCAGAGAGGGCUGACGUUGCAGGCUUGGGCGCCACCCUGGCAGUAUAUCUGCUGUGGACCUCAUGACAGGAUGAUUGAGGAAGGUGGGAACAAGCGGAAGACCAUGGCGGAGAAGAGGCAGCUGUUCAUAGAAAUGCGUGCUCAGAAUUUUGAUGUCAUCCGACUAUCAACUUAUAGAACAGCUUGCAAAUUACGAUUUGUACAAAAACGAUGCAACUUUCAUCUUGUGGAUAUCUGGAACAUGAUUGAAGCUUUCCGAGACAAUGGCCUUAAUACACUGGACCAUACCACCGAGAUCAGUGUGUCCCGCCUUGAAACUGUCAUCUCAUCCAUCUACUAUCAGUUGAAUAAACGCCUUCCUUCUACUCACCAAAUCAGUGUGGAACAGUCUAUCAGCCUCCUCCUCAAUUUUAUGAUUGCUGCAUAUGACAGUGAGGGCCGAGGCAAGUUGACGGUAUUUUCAGUUAAGGCUAUGUUAGCAACCAUGUGUGGUGGAAAAAUGCUGGACAAAUUGAGAUAUAUUUUCUCCCAGAUGUCAGAUUCCAGUGGCUUAAUGAUAUUUAGCAAGUUUGACCAGUUUCUGAAGGAAGUUCUGAAGCUACCAACAGCUGUCUUUGAAGGGCCAUCUUUCGGUUACACAGAGCACUCAGUCCGCACCUGUUUUCCACAGCAGAAAAAGAUAAUGCUGAAUAUGUUCUUAGACACAAUGAUGGCUGAUCCUCCCCCUCAGUGCCUUGUCUGGCUACCUCUCGUGCACAGGCUUGCCCAUGUUGAGAAUGUCUUUCACCCCGUGGAGUGCUCCUAUUGCCGCUGUGAAAGCAUGAUGGGCUUCCGGUACCGAUGCCAGCAGUGCCACAACUAUCAGCUGUGCCAGAACUGCUUUUGGUGUGGCCAUGCCAGUGGCCCUCACAGCAACCAGCACCAGAUGAAGGAGCAUUCCUCUUGGAAAUCCCCUGCCAAGAAGCUGAGCCAUGCAAUUAGCAAGUCUUUAGGGUGCAUGCCCUCCAGAGAACCUGCGCAUCCUGUUUUUCCUGAGCAGCCAGAGAAACCACUUGACCUUGCACACAUAGUUCCUCCUCGCCCCCUGACUAAUCUGAAUGACACCAUGGCUAGCCACAUGUCCUCUGGAGUACCCACUCCCACCAAGAGGUUACAGUAUAGCCAGGACAUGCCCAGUCCUUUGGCCGAUGAGCAUACGUUGAUAGCCUCCUAUGUGGCCCGUCUACAGCACUGUGCACGUGUCCUGGACAGUCCUAGUCGACUAGAUGAGGAACACCGGCUUAUAGCUCGCUAUGCUGCCCGAUUGGCUGCAGAAGCAGGAAAUACGACUCGUCCUCCCACUGACGUGAGCUUUAACUUUGAUGCCAACAAACAGCAGAGACAGCUCAUUGCAGAACUGGAAAACAAGAACAGAGAGAUCCUGCAGGAAAUCCAGCGCCUCCGCCUGGAGCAUGAGCAGGCCUCCCAGCCCACUCCUGAGAAGGCCCAGCAGAACCCCACAUUGCUGGCAGAGCUACGGUUACUGAGGCAGAGGAAAGAUGAGCUGGAGCAGAGGAUGUCUGCUUUGCAGGAGAGCAGGCGGGAACUGAUGGUCCAGCUGGAGGGGCUGAUGAAGCUACUGAAGGAGGAAGAACAAAAGCAGGCAGCUCAGGCCACAGCGUCACCACAUACAUCACCCACUCAUGGAGGUGGCCGCCCCAUGCCUGUGCCCGUCCACUCCACAUCUGCCGGCUCCACCCCCACCCACUCCCCACAGGACUCACUGAGUGGAGUCGGGGGUGACGUGCAGGAGGCCUUUGCACAAGGUACGAGGAGAAACCUCCACAAUGACCUGCUGGUGGCCGCUGACUCCAUCACCAACACCAUGUCAUCUCUGGUGAAGGAGCUCCAUUCAGUUGCUGGUUGUAGAAAAUCGUAUCUGCUCAGGGAAAGUCAACACAGGGGAGAACAAAGGAGAGAGGUUGACAGAGGAGCCCAGCACACAGGAACUUGGUUCUCACGGGCAAUUCUGUGGCCUCUUUGCCCUGCUCCUCUGCCACAAUUCUCACCACAUUACAAAAUCGGCAUUGCAAACCAAGUGUGUUCUUCCAUGGAAAUAUUUCCUGACCCUGUGACAUAAGCAGUGACCACAGAAGACCCUAGGCCCAUCAGAAGAGGGAACACCUCUGCGCCCCACGCUGGAAGGCUGAGCCCGAGCAGCCCCUCCCAGCAGGUCCAGAUCGGAGGCUCAGCAGCUGUUGGCAGCGCCUGCAG